Molecule: messenger RNA, 1557 nt
Organism: Malania oleifera
Lineage: Eukaryota; Viridiplantae; Streptophyta; Magnoliopsida; Santalales; Ximeniaceae
Product: thioredoxin-like fold domain-containing protein MRL7 homolog, chloroplastic
Exons: 4
Coding region: 119-1204 (361 amino acids)
Biological process (GO): regulation of DNA-templated transcription; chloroplast organization
Cellular component (GO): chloroplast stroma
Source: RefSeq, a predicted model, not a curated record
AAUAAUAAUGAAAAUUGUAUUUUGCAUUUCUUGAUACCAUUUCUUGAUAUCCUUUUCACAGGCUUACCAGUAGAGAAAAGAGCCAUAUCCGUCCCUUCUGCUUCCUCAAGCUUCCGUCAUGCUCAAAUCCUUCUCGCUUUGUGCAGUGAACCCGAGCCCACUCUUUCCUUCCCAGAGUUCAUUCCCUAACCCUAAUCCUUGUUAUCAUUCUCCUUCUACCUCCAUUGUUUCCUCUCUUGGUCUUCCCUACCAGAUUCGAAAACCUUUCCCUUGCUUUGCUCUUUCCGGCAAGUCCGACCCAGAACCUGACCGUAAACCCAUCGCCAAUCCUCAUUCCGAAGCAAAAUCAAGAACCAGCCAUCGGAGAUCUGAAGUUCCCCAAAACAAAGAUGAUGAUCACGAAAACACUAGCAGAAAUUUCCCAACUACAAUCCCUAGGAAACCAAGGCGCGGCCGCCGGAGCGAAGCAGUCGCCGUCGAAGAUUAUGUGCGCAACUCUCUUGAGAAGACAUUUGCAUCGAUUCGAGAGCAAAAUCCGGAAAUGUUUGAAGCUGGAAAAAACAUUAUGAAGGAGAGUGCAGAGGACGAGAUUACAUCUGAUGACACCGAUGGUGAUAAUGAUGAUAAUAGCAAUAAAGGAGUUGAUAACGUUGGUGGUGGAGAUAGAAAGGAGUUGGUGGUUGAGGAGGAUAGCUCAGAUUGGCCACUGGACGCUGAUGUUGGUUGGGGAAUCAGAGCAUCAGAGUACUUUGAGAAGCACCCGAUUAAGAAUGUUGUUACGGAAGAUGGAUUUGAGAUUGACUGGGAAGGGGAGAUUGAUUAUGGCUUAGUGCAGGAGAUCAACUGUCUGGAGUGGGAGAGCUUUGCUUUCCAUCCAAGUCCAUUGAUUGUUCUUGUGUUUGAAAGAUACAACAGGGCAACCGACAACUGGAAGGCUUUGAUGGAGCUUGAGGAGGCAACCAGAGUAUAUUGGAGGACCAAAGAUAAAUUGCCUCCUCGGACUGUGAAGGUAGAUAUCAACAUUGAGAAGGAUUUGGCAUAUGCUCUUAAAGUUAGAGAAUGCCCUCAAAUUUUAUUUUUGCGAGGAAACAAGAUUGUGUACAGAGAAAAAGAGACACGAACUGCGGAUGAAUUGGUGCAGAUGAUUGCGCAUUUUUAUUAUAAGGCAAAGAAACCUUCAUGGGUCAAUGAUGCAGCCUUGUGAGGGUGUUUUAUUCUAGGUACCUGAUCUAAAAUUUAAGGAUACUUCUUUGAAUGAACCCUUGUUACCAUGAGAUCUGUUUCCAGGUUUCUUGCCCUUCUAUAUGUAAUUUCCUGUCAAUGCAGGUGUGAUGCAUUGGAUGGAUGGCUCCUUUGGCAAUUCAGGUCUGUCUAAGGUCAAAAUCCAGGGUGACCUCAAUGUUGUAGGAGUGUAAAUCCCCAACUUGACAUCGCCUGUUGAUUUCCCUCUCAUGAAAAAGCAAAAUCCAAAGCAGCAAAAGCAUAAAGCCAAAUGGAUUUUGUCAUGUAAUCCAUUCAGCCCAAAGUUCAUUAAGAUUUGCUCUACCUUUCGUUGUA